Messenger RNA from Myxocyprinus asiaticus (Chinese sucker), 5035 nucleotides. RefSeq names its product adenylate cyclase type 4-like. Lineage: Eukaryota; Metazoa; Chordata; Actinopteri; Cypriniformes; Catostomidae. Gene Ontology annotation, molecular function: adenylate cyclase activity. Gene Ontology annotation, cellular component: plasma membrane. The transcript is spliced from 26 exons. Gene Ontology annotation, biological process: adenylate cyclase-activating G protein-coupled receptor signaling pathway; adenylate cyclase-inhibiting G protein-coupled receptor signaling pathway; intracellular signal transduction. The coding region runs from base 632 to 4210 and encodes 1192 amino acids. The record is from RefSeq and is a predicted model, not a curated record.
AACGAACGACUCGGACCAGAAGACUCGAGAGGUGAACUAAUAAUUUAUAUUUCCUGUGUGAGCAAUGCAUAGCAUAUACAGCUGUCACAUGACAAAACAAUGAACGACUCGGCCAGAAGACUCGAGAGGUGAACUAGUCAUUUCUGUUUCCUGUGUGAGCAAUGCGUAGCGUAUACGGCUGUCACGUGACAAAAGAACGAACGACUCAGACCAGAAGACUCAAGAGGUGAACAAAGACCAUAACUACAAUGAUACCAGCCUCUUCGCUCAGAGGAACGGUGCAUCUCUACAUGGAUUUACUUUAAGACAACUACAAGAAACUAAACUACACAGGGCACUAUUGAAUUGUAGCUUGAGGAGUUCGAUAUAAAGGUUAUAUCGUUUCAGGCCCAAGACUCUGCCGCUUUGGAAACAAUUGGGGCACAACAUUAUGGUUUGAAGACAAUAAAAGAUUUCACCCCUCCUUUAUAGACGUCCUUUAUAUAUUUGCAUAUUUAUUUCUAUUUAUUGAGAGUUGCACAAUGAAGAAACAGCCAGUCAGACAUUUGACUGCUGGCUGAAACCGUACAGGAACGGAAAACGUUAAAACCAGCAAAGCCGAGGGAAGAAGGACGUUAGGAAAUAAUUCAUAAUGCUAGACAACUCGAAGGUCCACAUCGAAUUAGGUGUUGCCAAGAUAUUAAGCAGCCCUGAACCCCUGAAACCUCAAACAUCGUCCAGGAAUGACAACAUGACGGAAAGCCAGCCUAGUGACUCUUCCUUAUCCUUCAAUGGCAACGUUCACAGUCCUGUCAAGGAAUCUUUCUCAAGUAGCAACAGCACUAAUAGACACUCCAAUGCUUCUGAAGUCCAAGGAGCUGAUAGCAAAGCACUUUCCAACAGAACUUCUUCUCAAAUCAGCACAGGAACUUCUGCAGUACAUGAGAUUGUCGACAGGAGGCACAGUUUAGGAACAAGAUCUGAGAUCUCUCAGACUUCCAAUGCUCCCACGGAAGUUUCCCAAAGUUCUGAUGGCAGGUUUCUUGUGACUCCUGCGAAUGAUCAACAGAAGUCAUCUUGUAAUAGCGGGUGCUCUUGUUGCCGGAAGAUGCAUAGGGCGUUUCUACGCAGUUUGGAGGAGACGCCUUUAAUGGUGUCUGGAUUAGUACUGACGAUCCUCUUCUGUGUCACUAUUAUCAUUAUCAUCCCUUCCACUGGCAGGAGCCUGAGCGUUCACGUCGCAGCGUUUGCAGUGGUGUGUGUGGUGCUGUGUGUAUGUGUGCCUCUUCUCCUCUGUAUGCCAUGUUUGCCGGUGGUCCGGCGGGGUGAAACGCCACUUGCGCUCUUCGUCUGGUUCAUGCUCUUCAUCAUCGCCUUCGUCUUCAUCUUCACUGGAGGAGUCGUCAAUGCCUGGGAGCAGGUGGCAUUCUUUCUAUUCCUCUCAUUGUCUGUGUACACUGUACUUCCUCUUAAACUCUCAUGGGCUUUGAGUUUUGGCAUUGGAGCAAGUGUGUGCCAUAUUAUCGUCAUCAGUGUGUAUGUAUCUGUCACCAGCAGAGAGACAAGCGACCUGGCAGGGCAGUUGGUGGCGAAUGCAGUGUUGUUUGUGUGUGUGAACACUGUGGGUGUGUUUCACUUGUGGCACACCGAACACGCUCGCAGGAAGUUCAGCAAAAAACGAGAAGAUUUCAGCCAAAACCGCUCCACACAUGCCAAGAAGAAACGCGACCAGGAGCACCUCCUUCUGUCAGUGCUGCCACGGUACAUCGCCUUGGAGUUGAAGUCAGAAAUCGUCAAGCGUCUGUCCAAAAAAUGUUUCGCAGAAGAGAACCCAGCAAAUUUCCACAGUCUUUACAUCCGACAACACAGAGAUGUCAGUAUCUUGUACGCUGACAUCGUGGGCUUCACACAUCUCUCGAGCACCUGCACGCCCGAGGAACUGGUCGUCAUUCUCAACAAGCUCUUCGGCAGGUUUGACGACAUUGCAAAGAAAAAUGAGUGUUUGCGUAUUAAAAUUCUUGGGGACUGUUAUUAUUGUGUGUCGGGUCUUCCAGACCGAAUCCCUCAUCAUGCUCGCAACUGCGUUCAGAUGGGUCUGGACAUGUGCACGGCCAUAAAUAAGCUGAGGGAAGCGACGGACGUGAACAUCAACAUGCGAGUGGGCGUGCACACUGGUAACGUGCUCUGCGGCGUGAUUGGUCUGCAGAAAUGGCAGUAUGACGUCUGGUCAGAUGACGUGACUCUGGCCAAUCACAUGGAAUCUGGAGGAGUGCCGGGGAGAGUCCACAUCACAGAGGAGACAUUGGGUCACCUGGAUGGGCAAUACCAAGUGGAGGAAGGAAAUGGGGGGAGUCGGGUUUCUAGUUUAAAGGGAAGGAAAACAUACUUAGUAAUUGAUCCAAACUCCAAAAACCCCUCAAAUACAACACCAGAGACUCAUGAACUGAAAGUAAACAACAGACAGAACGGACAUCUCAGAGUGUCUGUGAAAAUGUCGCAGUACCUGCAAUCCUGGAAAACCGUUCACCCGUUUUCUCAGCUCAACCAACCACAAACCUCACUUGCAGUUCUGCCCACUGCCCACAGCAGCGUCAGCCAACCACAGCCGACAACACUUGAGAGCACACAAGCAGCUGUGGACAUUCACAGGUCUUCACAAGUGCUGGAAAAUGCAUUGACAGACACAUUAGACUCUCCGGAUGAAGGGAGAAGAGUGAAGCUGAACAGUCUGAUGUUAUUUUUCAAUAAUCUUCAGGUGGAGAAAGAGUAUUCUUUAAGUGAUGUCCAGGGGCUGCACUACUCUGUCGGUUGUUUGUCCAUCAUCUUCAUCACUGUGUUCGUGGUUCAAAUGCUCACCUCACAAAAGAAUUUUGCAUUGGCAGUGUCAUACGGUUCGACCUUCCCUGUGCAAAUAUUGAUUGUUCUUGUGGUCUGCACGAAAUUCCUGAAGCACUGGGACUCGAAGAUUCCCCCCAGCAUGCGUUGGGUGUCGCAGCUGUCGGAUGGAGUGGCCACCAGGGCGGCACUGCGGUUACUGCUGGUUUUUCUAUGUCUGCUUAUCACACUGCUCAUGGCCAUUCUCAACAUAGUUUUUAUCCCCGGUGAUAUCUGCUUGAAUGUUUCCCACAAUGCAACAGCACUAAACACUCUCCAUCUCUACACUGUUCCGUAUUAUCUGUAUUGUUGUCUGUUGGCGAUGUUGGGUGUGAUAGUGUUUGUGCGAGUGUGUGUGUCUAUUAAAGUCUUCCUCCUCACACUCGCUGUGGUGGUCUACCUCGCUCUCUUCCUUCAUGUGUACGCACAGCGCUCCGAGUGCUACAUGAAACAACUCUACACCAACAACAGCAUACCGGGAGUUCUUAAGGAGCCCAGGAUCAUGUCAGGCAUUUGGCUGGUCAUCUUCUACUUGACAUCCCUUAUUCUUGUCCGACAGGAUGAGUUGGGCUCUCGGACAGAGUUCCUGUUGGAAAAGCGUUUUAAAAAAGAGACCGAAGAGAUGGAGACAACAAAGAAUGUCAACAAACUCCUCCUGCAGAUUUUACUGCCAGAACAUGUCACUGAUUUCUUCAUCGGAAAGGACGUCCCAAACCAUGAUCUGUACAGCAAGUCUUGUGAGUGUGUGUGUGUCAUGUUUGCGUCCAUACCGCAGUUCUACAAAGAGUUCUACAACGAGAGCAGCGUUAAUAACAACGGACUGGAGUGUCUCCGCUUUCUCAACGAGAUCAUUUCAGACUUUGACGAGCUUCUUAACAAGCCAAAAUUCAGCGCCGUUGAAAAGAUUAAAACCAUUGGCAGCACUUACAUGGCUGCUGCCGGACUGACCAAUCCUGCGAAAGGAGAGGAGCGGCAUGUCUGUGAUAUGUCCUUCAAUCACGUUCGCAGCAUGCUGGACUUUGCUAUUGCUCUGAUGGGACGACUGGAAAAUAUAAACAUGCAUUCCUUCAACAGCUUUAAACUCAGGAUAGGGAUAAACCACGGUCCUGUGAUCGCAGGGGUCAUCGGCGCUCACAAACCUCAGUAUGAUAUGUGGGGAAACACAGUUAAUGUGGCCAGUAGAAUGGAUAGCACUGGAGUACUCAAUAAAAUACAGGUGACGGAUGAAACAGCGGCAGUCGCGCGAACCCUGGGCUACAGCGUAACUCUGAGAGGAGUGAUCAGCGUCAAAGGCAAAGGAGAACUGACCACAUACUUCAUCGAUACUGAGUCUUCAAACCUUAAUCUAACACUUUAGUGCCAGUCACACACUUACCUUAUACUUACGUUUCACGUAAUGUUCCUGUAGCUCAACUAGUAAAGCACUAAUGUUGUGGGUUCGGGGGGCCUGGGUAGCUCAGCGAGUAUUGACGCUGACUACCACACCUGGAGUCGCAAGUUCGAAUCCAGGGUGUGCUGAGUGACUCCAGCCAGGUCUCCUAAGCAACCAAAUUGGCCCGGUUGCUAGGGAGGGUAGAGUCACAUGGUGUAACCUCCUCGUGGUCGCUAUAAUGUGGUUCUCGCUCUCGGUGGGGCGCAUGGUGAGUUGUGCGUGGAUGCCGCGGAGAAUAGCGUGAAGCCUCCACAUGUGCUACGUCUCCGUGGUAACACGCUCAACAAGCCACGUGAUAAGAUGCGCAGAUUGACGGUCUCAGAUGCGGAGGCAACUGAGAUUCGUCCACCGCCACCCGGAUUGAGGCGAGUCACUACACCACGAGGACUUAGAGCGCAUUGGGAAUUGGGCAUUCCAAAUUGGGGAGAAAAAAGGGGAGAAAAUCUCAAAAAAAAAAAGGUUGUGGGUUCGAUUCCCACACUGAUAAACGUAUACCUUGAAUGCACUGUAAGUCACUUUGGAUAAAGCGUCUGUCAAAUGCAAAAAUGUAAAUCUCACAAAAACUGACCUAGCACUGACCUUAACUAAACUUAAAUAUAAACUUAGCUAGCCUUUCUGAAGUAUGCCUACUUAUGAAAAACAAGGGAAAUAAAAUGAGGUUUACAAUAGUUGCUCUGUAUUUUGCUAAUUUUCAAAGUUGUCAACUUUUAUAAAUUUCCAAUGUGCAUUAACUUUAGAAUAUAUAUAUAU